AUGGUCUUCAAGAUUGGAUUCACUCAUUGCCCGCACUCUAGACUUCGGAACCCUGUAUUUGGAUAUUUGGGCGAGCUUCAAAAGUGGGAACGUAUGGUCAUAGUCUUUGCAUCUAGCGAAGCUGUUGGGCCAGCGUUCCUUGAAGCAGCGUUGAUCCAAAAGUACAAAGGAACUCCAGGGUGCAGGAACGAGCGGGAUGGUGGUGAGACUGUGAAGGAGUCUGAGGGGCCAUACUUUACAUACUUUGUAUACCAAUCAUUCAAAAGACCCAGUAACGCGCACCUAAUUCGUUCACAGGCUAGACCUUUGCUGCGAUAG
This is a messenger RNA of Durusdinium trenchii, 318 nucleotides long. Lineage: Eukaryota; Dinophyceae; Suessiales; Symbiodiniaceae. The record is from the annotation of a GenBank genome assembly.